UCCGAUCUCACGAUCUAGAUUCUCUAUCGAUUAGUGUUACAUAGAGACAGCUUACGGCCUUCGUUUCUUGUAAUGUGUACUAAUAAAAUUUAUCAAAGCACUGUUUCAGUGUAGACUUCUCCAGGCAAUGCAGUGUGAACCAAAGCCAGGUAUUCUACUGAAAAAUCAGCUGAUUAAUUGAGACUAAGCUAACUGAAUUGACUGAAGUUGAGGCCCAGUUUAGGGGUGACAGUACAGUGUACAGGGAGACAAUAAACAAAGAUAAUUUCAAUCAACACAACAGCGUUCAUUCAAUUUAAAUUUAAUUUUGACUCAUCACAAAAUAUUUGGGGUGAUUUUUGAACCAAUAACUGCAUUUUGGAAGGAUUUCGGAAAUUUUACAUAUUGAUUUGCAUAGAAUCCGCAAAAAGUAGCUACACCGCCUAAAAAUAAAGAAAAGACAACAAACAAUCGUAACUCCAAAAAGAAACAUGGCUGCAGCCUGGAACCCUCCCCUGCCGCGCCUUCCCCAGGCGCUGGCCCGACAUCAGGAAGCGUUACCUCUGACGCCCCAUAAACGCAUCCACCCGCCGGCGGUGCAGACGCAGGUCAUCAGUCUGGCAUCGAUGUGCUGCAAGUUUUGGCUUGAACGCGUCCAGUACGUCCUUAGGAGGGACUUGCCCAAAGCUCAGGUCUUUGCACUGCACAGAUUUCUAACUCAGCUGCCGAGGGAGCUGAGAGCAUGCAUGAUUCACAACGCACUGCGUUCUGGAGGUCUGCAUCUGUCGCACGGAAGUCGGGAGAUGCCUUCUGUCAAUCGCGCGCUCGUGCUACUCACGUCUGAGCUGCCGGUACGGGAGCCUGUCUACAUCACCCUUCCUAAGACGGCACCAGAGGGAGUGGACUGGCCUCCAGACCUGGAGUUGCUCAUCAGAUCUGGCGAAGGAGUGCAAAAGUUGGUGCUCUUCCUGCCGGUCUCCAUUGGUGAUCCCGUGAAGAAGCUUCUCACGGACAUCUGCCGUACGUGUCGACGAUUGCAGCACAUCACCUUACAUCAAGCAACCGAUGACGUCAUCACGCUCGUUGCACGUCAUUGCCCGUUUUUAGUCAGUCUUGACGUGAGCGGCAGUGAGAUGGUCACAGACGAAGGGCUGGCGAGGGUCGUUGUCAAUGUAAAAUGGGGGACCAACGAACCACGGCUCAAUUACAUCGACCUCGACAAGACGAGCGUCACCGACGACGGCAUUUUGAACGUCCUUUCCAGACUACCUGAGAUCAAUUCGUUCGGAAUUCGUGACAUUCUUGACCCUCUGCAAAUGUUUGAUGAACUUUCAGAAGGAGCCAAAACAAACUUGAUAGAAAUCAACGUCAAAUGUGUGACCGUAUCACGGAUACAAACUCUAAAAAAGUUAUGUCCAAAACUAGAAAAAAUUCGUGCAACCUUUCAGGAACAUCCGGGCCCUGGCGCUACAUUGAAUGAUUUGAGACUUCUCCCUAACCUGACCCAGUUGAGUAUAACGGUUAAGGAACCUUUCCUGUUGAGUCAAGCGAACCUCAACGACCUAGCAUGGAACAUCGGGGCUCGUCUUACGGUACUCAGGCUGGCAGGGGAUGUCUACUGGGAGGCCGACCUUGGUCUGCUGGCAGGACAUUGUCCUCUUCUGGAGGAGCUCGCCUUACCUGCAGCCACCGUUCCCACCAAGCAAAGUCUUGCCGCUCUCCAGGCCCCUGGUACCAUCACUCUCAAAAACCUGCAGGUCCUGGAGGUGGACUGCAUGACAGGAGUGGGACCCAAAGCUUGGGCCAAAGACUUCAACUUGUCCCGGCAGGGAUUGGUGGCAGCGCUGAUCCUCAGCUCGAGCUUGAGGCGCCUCCUGCUGCGCCCCACGGCGCUGGUGGACGACGACCUGCGCGAGAUACUCGCGCACAACCGCAUGCCGGCGCUCGAGGUGGUGGAGCUGUACAACUGCGUGCUGGGCAUCGAGGCCGCUCAGCUGCUGGUCGACACGUGCACCAACCUGCACGUGCUGAAGGGCGUGCGCACGUGGCGGGGCAUCGCACUGCUUGACCUCGUGACCCUCAGGAAGCACGCGCGAGGUCACAGGAGAGUCUCCGAGCUCAAGAUCCUGCCCUGACCUCCCCUCUACUCUG
Hyalella azteca is the source of this 2130-nucleotide messenger RNA. RefSeq lists its product as uncharacterized. The record is from RefSeq and is a predicted model, not a curated record. Gene Ontology annotation, biological process: SCF-dependent proteasomal ubiquitin-dependent protein catabolic process. The coding region runs from base 471 to 2114 and encodes 547 amino acids. The transcript has 3 exons. NCBI's taxonomy places the organism in Eukaryota, Metazoa, Arthropoda, Malacostraca, Amphipoda, Hyalellidae. Gene Ontology annotation, cellular component: SCF ubiquitin ligase complex.